AGCCUUGCUGGAAAAUACAUUAUUUCCACCUUCCGAGCAGUCUAACAGAACAUGUGCAUUCCCCUAGUCUCUUGAAAUCUUCGUUGUCGUACGUCGUAUGUGAUUCCCAAUUGUGCUAAUGAGCCUGCUAGGUGGCUACAAGAAAAAAAGCAGUUACGAUGGCUACGAAUCUUUGCAGUUGGUCGAUAGCAGCGGAGACUUCUGCACCGGGGGAAGAAGCGGCGGCGGCGGAUUGACGGCAGUAACCCUCGGCAGCGCUAAGACAGGCCCGGCGCGACAGGACGACUACAGUACCAUGGACAGCUCAGGCCCUCCGUCUCCAGAUAUGGAUGGGAACUAUGGGGGGGGACUUCUGGAUAUGGUCAAAGGAGGUGCAGGAAAGUUCUUCAGCAACAUCAAGGACAACCUGAAAGACACUAUCAAAGACACCUCUACCAAGGUUAUGAAUCAAGUGGCCACGUAUACAAAAGGAGAAUUGGACAUUGCCUACAUCACCUCACGUAUUAUCGUGAUGUCCUAUCCUGCUGAGGUAGUGGAGAUGGGUUACAGGAACCACACAGAGGAUAUCCGCUCAUUUCUGGACUCAAGUCACGCUGACCACUACACUGUUUUCAACCUGUCACAGAAGAACUAUCGGGGGGCAAAGUUUGCCAACAGAGUUUCUGAAUGCAAUUGGCCAUCCAGACAGGCCCCAAGUCUACACAACCUGUUUGCCGUGUGUAAAAACAUGUUCAACUGGCUCAAGCAAAAUCCCAAGAAUGUGUGUGUGAUCACAUGCUCGGAUGGUAGAGCUCCAUCAGGCGUGCUGGUCUGUGCCAUGUUCUGUUUCUGCCAGCUCUUUGCCAACCCGGUGCCAGCCAUGCAGCUUCUCGGUGCCAAGAGGCCUGGCUCUGGCCUGUGGCCCUCACACAGGAGGUACAUAGGUUAUGUGUGCAGUAUGGUCUCAGAGAAGCCUACGGUACCACACUCCAAACCACUAGUCAUUAAAGCUGUCACAAUGAGUCCUGUUCCUUGCUUCAACAAACAGCGCAGUGGCUGUCGGCCUUUUUGUGACGUACUUAUUGGAGAGACCAAGAUAUUUUCUACAGCUCAGGAUUACGAAAAAAUGAGGGAACACAGGAUACAGGAGGGUAAAGUGUUUUUUCCUGUGGGAGUGAGUGUCCAAGGAGACGUGGUGAUUUCGGUCUAUCAUAUGCGGUCACAUGCACUACAAGCAAAGGUAACAAACACCCAGAUGUUCCAGAUUCAGUUCCAUACUGGAUUCAUUGUCCCUGGCACCACAGUCUUAAAGUUUCUGAAGACAGAGCUGGAUGCAUGUGAUUCUCCAGAGAAAUACCCCCAGCUGUUUCAUGUGCUGUUAGACAUUGAGGUGGAAAGCACAGAGAAACAGAAAGAUCUCACCCCACCGUGGGAGCAGUUCCCCACCAAAGACCUGAGCCCCAAUGUUCUUUUCUCCUGCCAUCAAGAACACCAGGAUGCACUUGCUAUUGCAGAUCCAGCCCAGGGCCAUGGGGGUUGUGGAGGUAGAGUGGGUCCGAAUGAAGAGAGUGAACCCUCGGACGAUGAUAUGCUCUCCCUUUCUAGCCAGCAGAGCAACACAAGCAAUGAGAAAUCAAAAGCAGCUAAGAAGCCGGAACCCCAAUCUUCAGUGGCCCCUCCUCCUCCAGCAGCAGAAGAUGUGGAUCUGUUGGGACUAGACGGGGAUGCAGCUCAGCCUUCUUCAUCCUCCACACACCCUCCUACCACCAGCACAACCACAGACCUGUUGGGGGAUCUGUUUGGAGCUCCACCCACACGACAGCCGGCCAGUGGCUCCUCCUCUGCUCAGUCAACCCCGCGGAGAUCUGCAACCUCUUCAUCACCCUCUCCAUCACCUCGAACUGGAGGCACUUUUGACCCGUUCGGGUCUGGGCCCGCUCCCUCCCCAAAGCCGCAGGACUUCAUGGGGGCCUUCCUGGGUCCAGGUAAUGGGCAGCCAGACCCCUUCCUGCAUGCUGCACGAUCUCCAUCUCCUACAAUGCAGACCAUGGGCAUGGGCCGUAGUUCACUGGUGCCACCUACUACACCCACUGUCAACAUCCAACAGCAGAACUCUAUAGGAGCUUGGGAAUGGAACAAACCAGCACCUGCAGUUGUUGGUUUGGGGAUGGGAAGUAAAUCCACCAGCACCAGUCCAACCAGCUCUGUUCAUGGCACUCCCACCCACCAGCUGAAACCCAACACCCUUGACCCCUUCGCUGAUCUGGCCAACCUAGGAGGCAGUCUGGGAGGUCCAGGAUUCUCCAGCAAGCCCACCACACCAACAGGUACAGGAGCAGCAUUACCGCCCAUGGGCUCCCCCCAGCGUCCGGCUCCCUCCCCCCAGCACACUACCUCUGGAGGGUGGCACCCCAGCACUGGCUUCCCCUCAUGGCAGGCUGGAGGUGGGGGUCCAUGGCAGCCUCAGGCCCAGGGUGCACAUCACCAGACUCCACCCAAAGCACCAGGACCAUCUAUGCCCCACACCUCACCACAGAACAGACCCAACUACAAUGUCAGCUUCUCCACCACGGGCGGGUCAUCGCCAGGGAGCACUGGGGCAAAAGCACAGCCUAACUUGGGAACCAGGCCAAAAGUUUCAAAUGCUAACUUUGAUGACCUACUCUCCGGCCAGGGCUUUGCUGGCACUAAAGAGAAGAAAGGGCCAAAAACCAUAGCAGAAAUGAGAAAAGAGGAGAUGGCGAAAGAGAUGGACCCAGAAAAACUCAAGAUCCUGGAGUGGAUUGAAGGGAAGGAGAGGAACAUCAGAGCAUUGCUUUCCACCAUGCACACAGUCCUGUGGGAAGGGGAGACGCGCUGGAAACCUGUAGGCAUGGCUGACCUUGUCACACCAGAGCAGGUGAAGAAGGUCUACCGCAAAGCUGCGCUGGUAGUACACCCUGACAAGGCUACUGGACAGCCCUAUGAACAAUACGCCAAGAUGAUUUUUAUGGAACUAAAUGAUGCCUGGUCAGAAUUUGAAAGCCAAGGACAGAAAGCGCUAUACUAAGACUUAAAACCCAGAAACUGUUCUAAAAGGGCCCUGAUUUUCAGUAUAUGAUCACAACCAGUCAGAGAUUCUUGCCCACAUCAUACUGCAACCCAAGUCCUUGCGUCCAUGUCAUCACUCCCACCUCCAGGAUCCUGCUUCACAGAGACUUCAGAGCCUACAUAUACAAUAUAGUUGUGUGUCUCUUUUUUGAUUCAUGUAUCAGGACCGAUCAUGCACUAGGCCAACAUAACUGCUGUUUGAGAAGACUGCUAAGGAAAAAGUAACAUUCAGCAUUGUUUUAGAGCUCUUUACAACCUUUAUUCUUUGUGCCCUAGGACUUUAACACUGACAUAAAGUCAAGAACCAGUCUUUAAACAGCUGUGAAAUACACUACAAAGACAAAAGUAUGUGGAGCCCUAAACACCACACCCAUUUAUGCUUAUUGAAGAGUUACUGUAAUUGCAAAACCAUUGGCUGUGGGAAAGUGCUCUUAUUCAGACACAAGAGCAUCCGUAAGGUCAAGCACUGAUGUUGGGCAAUGGGGCCUGGCUCGCAGUUGAUGUUCCAAUUCAUGCCAAAGGUGUUCAUUGGGGUUCAGGUUUGGGCUUUUGUGCAGGCCAGUCAAGUUCUUCCACACCAGACUCAGUAAACCACUUCUCUAUGCUGGAAGCACACAGUUCUCUAGAACAUCACUGUAUGCCUUAGCUAUAAGAUGCAUCUUUACUGGAAUUAAGAGGCCUAGCUAAACCCAUUAUUUGAAAGGGGAUGUUCACUUUCCACAUACUUUUGGCCAUGAAGUGCAUAUCUGCAAAGAUUCUCAGUUAUCCUGGUCUUGUAGAAAUUAUUCUGCAGCAUCUAAAUGAGUUUUCCAUUCAUCUAAGUGUUUAAAUGCUGGGGAAUCUACAAUGUUAAAUCUUCGUGGAUGAGAGGUGAACCGUCAUUAACAAAUGGAAAAAUAUGUCCAGAUACUCCAGAAUAAUUUCUCCAAAACAGCUGAGAAAUAUUAGAAAAUGCAAGUAGGUAUCAGACAAAGGGUGCUAAGGCUCUGUGGUUUCCCAGUCAGUCGGGGGCCAGAUUUAGGCAGAUAUGCACAAAUGAAAGAACACUCCAACAAAAACCUGCAACAACUGAAAGAAAAGUUGUAUCAUGUCACAUAACUGCUUUCAGAAGCUAAGCAUUCACUGGCAACUGUGGUGAGCUUCAGAUUACAUUUGUUGCUGCGGGGCAAAAGCACAUUAGGAAUGAGAGAUUUGUAUUGGAAAUUGGAAGUUUUAUCAUGCAGCUACUUAUAUCACCUUACUGUUUAAACUGUGUUUUUGGGGAUUAUCAGACUGCAAUUGGUGAAACAUUGAACUUGACCUGUAAAAAUGUAGUAGAUUGAUAAUAAUUUUAUUCUUUUGUUUUUUACUGAGUAUGGAUCUGUCUGUAUAUGUUGCUCUAUAACAUACUGUUUACAAUCAUAAACUUAAAAAUAUUGUUUAUUCAAGACACUAUUCCAUAAAAAAAAGAUAUACAAAUAAAUAGUAUAUGUAACUCAAAGUAAAUAUGACAAGGUUCUGGUUUAAGCUAUACAUUGAGAUCUUAACUUGAUGUUGUACAUUGCUUAACUGGUUUACUGUGCCCUGAUGAGCUUACCACAGUUGUAAGGCACAUUAAGUUAGUUUUGAUUACAGAAUAUAUAUUUUUUUGUUCAAGUGCUUAGCAGUUAUCAUGACUCUGAAACAGACUAUGUUUACUUUAGGUUGUUUUUCAAAUGAAAGGAUUGCGUUUAUGUAGGGUGAAUACAGGUAAAGUCGGACCCUAACACAAAAAUAUAUUUUCUAGCUAAAGGUAUGCACAAAACUAUACUGAGGAAAAGGGAAGAAUUAUAAAACACAAAAACUUGAGCAUCCCACUUUACCUGUAUUUACAAUAUUGCUGAUUAUGUGUGUUAAUCAGACCUUCUGAUAAGGAACGUGAUUGUAUGGAAAAUUUGAAUCCGGUAUUGGAAAGAAUGUUCAAUUCUCAUUGUUUCAUUUCUAUUGGUGACCUUUAAACGAAUAUAUCAUCACAGUGGACCAUAACAUGAAUAUUUUCAUCAAAUGAUUUUAGAGUUCCAACUCUAGCAUGAGUACUGCAUGUUGACUGUAAGUGGUACAAAGGCUAGACAAGGUUUCAAGGCUAUGUUCCAUUUCAAAUUUGUAUCCCCUUCCCUCACAAACUUCACUCCAUUUCGUCACUGCUUAAGUUGCACAAAGACGUGCAAUGGGUUUAACUGGAACACCCUUAACACUUGAUCUCUUGGAGCAUGUUGAAGGCUGAUGCCAAUUUGUGGAAUUAUUUAGUGAUUUUUGCACCUGAGAAAACAAUGUUUUUGGAGCUUGAUUUCAGAGGCUUAUGUAUAAAUCUUGAGUUUUUUUAUUUUAUUUGAAUGAAUUGUUAGAAAGGAUUGAUCAAGAUGUACACAAAUGAAAAUGUUAACAUAACAAUGAGCACACAGGCUAUAACAGUGUGAUAAAAAGUUUAAGGUAGCUACAAGUUUUAUGCUGUUAAAUCUCAAUAUAACCUUUCUAAACUGCUUAAUUGACAAAACAUCACUUCCAUCAUACAUUAGAGUCGUGUGGGGAUGGGGUUUAUGAAGUCACUUCACAAUUGAGAUGCAUUGUGGGAUAUGGAGCUGCCAGAAGCAUACAUCAGAGUAGACUCGCUCCCUCGGUCAAAAUCAAGGGGUUGAGGUUGUCAACAGAAACUAUCCUCACACACUUAACAAAGUGGAACAGACUUCCAAAAUGGCAGCAGAGACUCCCCCGAGGGGAAGUGCUUAGGUGAGUUAAUUUGCCCUUUCUCUUCACAAUAUAUUUGCACUUGAAUGUCGUUAGAGAAAAACAGCACACUCGUGCUGUAACUUGCAGUACUUGUUGUUCAUUUCAUCCAUGAUUCGCCUUCUUUUAGUGCUUUUGAUCAUGCAGUUUAGAACAGUCUUUUCUGUCUCUUACAUUUUACCAUCAAUUAUCUUUCCCUUUCAUACAAUCUAGUUCUAAGGACUUGAAUGCACAAUGGAUAAACAUUGUUUUGAUUAUCUUAGAUUAGCAAAAAAACGGUGCCCUAUCAAUGGAACUUUUCCGCACCCUCUUGUGGACUGAGCUGUUUUAUCUUUAAUCUAAGGAUAUCAUAAAGCUAACCACUACAUACAGUAAUGAAAGUGUGGUGCUCUUAAUAAUUCUGUUCUUUGUAAGGAAGUGAAACAUUUUGGAUACAGCUCUGUGGUUGUCUGCUGUAUCAGUAUUAUUGUGAGAAAUUUUUUUUCUGUUUUCUGUCUAUUUUCCAUAUGAAGCUGUACAUAUGAUUAUGUGCAUUGCACAAA
Molecule: messenger RNA, 6353 nt
Organism: Xyrauchen texanus (razorback sucker)
Lineage: Eukaryota; Metazoa; Chordata; Actinopteri; Cypriniformes; Catostomidae
Product: putative tyrosine-protein phosphatase auxilin
Exons: 18
Coding region: 119-3028 (969 amino acids)
Biological process (GO): dephosphorylation
Cellular component (GO): cytosol
Molecular function (GO): phosphatidylinositol-3,4,5-trisphosphate 3-phosphatase activity
Source: RefSeq, a predicted model, not a curated record